CCUCUUCUCCGCAGAGAAAACAGUAACUAACGCGGAGGCAAUCCGCGUAGAAGGUAAUAUGGCGUAAGCGUCGGUAGGUAGCUAGCGCAGAUGGACUAAUUUGGAAAGAACAAGCCAGGAAACAGUCGUCGAGACAAUCUUAGCUGGGCCAUUUGACGUGAAAUGACACUUUUGGUCGACUGCUUGACACUUUUCGGCACAUUGGAGCGCCUCUGAUGUCCACCGGUUGCCGCCGUUCUCCAUCGGGCAGAACCACUCAGCACUCAUCCCAACACGCUCGCAGGUCUUCUAGGUUUUUCCACUGAGAUGGCGCGUGCAGAGACCAUGGAGAGUGUCUGCGAAGCUGCCACAGGCGCUGCCGGCGGCCCUUUGCCACAAUACCAGCACGGCUCCUGCCACCGCGUGGAGCUCCCUGGCUCCUUCCCUGCUUGGUCGAGCAUGCACCACCCUGGCAGUCCCAGCGGCCCUGUUCUUCAGACGUCAUCGGAGCAGUUGGUUGCCUCGCCACCAGUGAGCAGAGCCGCGCGGUCGGUGAGGAAGAGUCGACAGUUGAUGCUGGAAUGUAGCGGUGGACGGGAGGUCGCCUUGAUGACGUGGGAUGACGUCAAAGAGUGCUCCAACCGGUUUGGGCAGCAAAACGAACGGCGGCAUCGCCGUGCGUUCUGCAGACGCGGACGCCUGCUGGACCUGCUGCCUCGGGACGAGCAGGAGUUUGGGGAUCUGCUACCGGCGCCUCAGCUGGACGUGAUCUCUGUGGGCGAGCAGUUGAGGACCAUUGGAGACGACUUCAAUGCCUCCGUGCUGCGAGCGCACGCGGCCGCCGCCCCCCACUGGCAGGACUGGAUUGACGCCUACCGAGGUUUCCUCAACCUGGCGGCAAGGACCCUCAGCGCCCUCUACAGGCUGACGUAGCUCGCCGGCCGCCACCUCGACCUGGCGCUUCUUUUUUUCAAAACGCGCCGAGCCGUCUGCUGGUUCAGACCUCAGCCGACUCUACCCGCCUGUGUGCUUCCCCCCACCGCCCCCCUCGACUGUGAAAGCGGACCAUUUUUGUUUGUGGAAGAUAAAGCGGUCCAAACUUGUCGGUUACCUUGGUUACGAGCCUGUUGUCUUUGUUCAUCCACAUGAAAGUUUCCUUUUGUCGUACGACACGUGCCUUUGUGACACACCUGUUUGUUGGCGUGUAAAUAUUUUUUCGGACGAUCAUUCAGAUCAUUUCUGGAAUAUUCAUCAACGGCUUUGGAGAUGAGAGAGAAAAAUAAAUCCAGUGGAUUUUUUUUAGUGGUAUUGGCUAAGUUGAAGAAAAAAAAAAGACAUGAUAUAAUUCCUGAAAAGUAUUUCACAAUGUUUUAAAAACAGUAUAAAGUCAGUUCAGUGAUUGUUUUGUAGUUUGGAACAAAACUUUAAUUUAUUUUGUACGGUAGCCUGUUUGUAGCUUCUUUUUUUUGUUUGUUUAAUUUAUUUGUUCUGGACAUUCCUGCUGUGCACAUUGAACUCAGAUUGUGUCGCUAAUUCAAAAGCGUCGGGUUAACGUGCACUUUGCUUUCUUGUUUUGGUUCUUCAGCAGCAUGUUCACCGCUCCUUUUUUUUACUGUUUGUGCAUUUGGGAAGGACGUGACCACUUUGUACAUUUUGCUGUUUGGCUUGAUCACGUCACUUUGUCGCGUUCGUCUUCUUGUUAGCAGCCCGUUGACGUGCAGUUGUUUUUUUUACUGUUGUAAAGUUUAUACUCAAAUUUUGUACUUUGUUCUUUUAUACAAUAAAUUGAAUGAAAUAAA
This is a messenger RNA of Nerophis ophidion (straightnose pipefish), 1778 nucleotides long. RefSeq lists its product as uncharacterized. Bases 307 to 912 code for a protein of 201 amino acids. The record is from RefSeq and is a predicted model, not a curated record. Lineage: Eukaryota; Metazoa; Chordata; Actinopteri; Syngnathiformes; Syngnathidae. The transcript is spliced from 5 exons.